CUCUUCUUCCAUUUGGUACAGAAAAAUCGAAACUUUUUAGGGUUUUUUUUUUUGUGAUAACGAGAGAGAAAAAAGUGAUGGACUUGUCGGUUGAGAACGGAGGUUUAGCUCCAGGUUUUAGGUUUCAUCCGACGGACGAAGAACUUGUCGUCUAUUAUCUCAAAAGAAAGAUCCGUCGGAAAAAACUCAGAGUCGAAGCAAUCGGCGAGACUGAUGUCUAUAAGUUUGAUCCUGAGGAAUUACCUGAGAAAGCGUUGUAUAAGACUAGAGAUCGUCAAUGGUUCUUUUUCAGCUUAAGGGAUAGGAAACAUGGAAGUAGGUCAAGUAGAGCUACUGAACGUGGCUAUUGGAAAGCAACAGGGAAGGAUAGAGUCAUUCAUUGUGAUUCGAGACCCGUUGGAGAGAAGAAGACUCUUGUUUUCCAUAGAGGCAGGGCACCUAAUGGCGAACGGACUAAUUGGGUGAUGCAUGAGUAUACAUUGCACAAAGAGGAGCUCAAGAGGUGUGGUGGUGAAGAUGUUAAGGAUGCUUAUGUUCUUUACAAGAUUUAUAAGAAAAGUGGGUCUGGUCCUAAGAAUGGUGAGCAAUAUGGAGCUCCUUUUAUUGAAGAAGAAUGGGCUGAAGAUGAUGAUGAUGAUGUUGAUGAGCCUGCUAAUCAGCUCGUUGUUUCGGCUAGUGUUGAUAAUAGUUUAUGGGGGAAAGGGCUUAACCAAUCUGAAUUGGAUGAUAAUGAUAUUGAAGAGCUGAUGAGUCAGGUUAGAGAUCAGUCUGGUCCAACAUUGCAGCAGAAUGGGGUGUCUGGACUGAACUCUCAUGUAGACACGUAUAAUCUGGAGAACCUGGAGGAAGAUAUGUAUUUGGAAAUCAAUGAUCUUAUGGAACCUGAACCUGAACCAACUUCUGUGGAAGUCAUGGAGAAUAACUGGAACGAGGAUGGUUCUGGUCUCCUGAAUGAUGAUGAUUUCGUUGGUGCUGAUUCAUAUUUCCUUGAUUUGGGAGUGACAAAUCCUCAGUUAGAUUUUGUUAGUGGUGAUUUGAAAAAUGGGUUUGCACAAAGUCUUCAGGUGAAUACUUCUUUAAUGACUUACCAGGCCAAUAAUAACCAGUUCCAGCAGCAAUCAGGGAAGAACCAAGCUAGUAACUGGCCACUCCGUAACAGCUAUACCAGACAGAUAAACAAUGGAUCAUCGUGGGUGCAGGAGCUAAACAAUGACGGACUUACCGUUACCCGGUUUGGUGAGGCGCCUGGUACAGGUGAUUCAUCUGAAUUCCUAAACCCUGUUCCUUCUGGUAUAAGUACAACUAAUGAAGAUGACCCGUCAAAAGACGAGUCUAGUAAGUUUGCUUCUAGUGUAUGGACUUUCCUGGAAUCCAUUCCUGCAAAGCCAGCAUAUGCAUCAGAGAAUCCAUUUGUGAAGCUGAACCUUGUUAGAAUGUCAACCAGUGGUGGUCGUUUCAGGUUUACUUCUAAAAGCACAGGUAAUAAUGUUGUUGUUAUGGAUAGUGACUCAGCAGUGAAGAGGAACAAGUCUGGAGGAAACAACGAUAAGAAGAAGAAGAAGAACAAAGGUUUCUUUUGCUUAUCGAUCAUUGGGGCUUUAUGUGCUUUGUUUUGGGUGAUCAUAGGAACAAUGGGAGGUUCAGGGAGGCCUUUGUUAUGGUGAGAACCGAAAAAUCCAAGAGGUUAAGAGACAUAAAGGCUUGGUUUUGUGUGAACCAUUAGAGAGUCAAGUCAUUGUAAUUAUUCUCUUGGAUUAUUAGAUUCAGAAGCUGUUUAGUAUCACAGUUUAUGCUUGGAAGUUUUCUCUGGUAUUGUUAAAAAAGUACCAAUAGAAAUAAGCAAAAGAAUUUUCUUAUCUUUUAGGAUAUUUGAACAAAUGAUGUUACUUAACUAGAUUAUUAACUUGGAGGUUGUUGUA
Arabidopsis thaliana (thale cress) is the source of this 1919-nucleotide messenger RNA. It is a transcript of the gene NAC13, whose product is annotated as NAC domain protein 13. Gene Ontology annotation, cellular component: nucleus; endoplasmic reticulum membrane. The transcript is spliced from 3 exons. The record is from RefSeq and is marked reviewed. Bases 78 to 1664 code for a protein of 528 amino acids. Gene Ontology annotation, molecular function: transcription cis-regulatory region binding; DNA binding. Gene Ontology annotation, biological process: regulation of DNA-templated transcription. Lineage: Eukaryota; Viridiplantae; Streptophyta; Magnoliopsida; Brassicales; Brassicaceae.